UAUUUGGUUGAACCAAACCCAAUGUAAAAUCCUAUCCCCGCUUAAACUGAUCAGUUCAGUUCAGACUGAAUUCAUAAACUAUGCUCAACUGUUCUUCUCUCUUGUUUUCCUGCCGCUCCUUAUCUCGAAGGAUUUGUGUCCAGAAAAUGAGCACCACUGUGGAGCCACUAUGUCCCAAAUUUGUUCCAGUUGAACAUAGUAAAAUUAGCAAUACUACUGAAGGCCUAAAAUUCCGUCUUGUAUCAUACAACGUUUUGGCUCAGGCUUAUGCAAAGAGCGAGCAGUUUCCACACUCACCAUCACCCUGUCGCAAGUGGAAAACUCGUUCCAUGGCAAUUUUAUCUCUUCUAAAGAGCCUUGGGACAGACUUCCUUUGCUUACAGGAAGUGGACGAGUAUAAUAGCUUCUAUAAAGCAAAUUUGGAAUCUAAUGGUUAUGCAAGUAUCUAUGUCCAGAGAAGUGGGAAGAAGCCUGAUGGCUGUGGCAUAUUUUAUAAGAAAACUAGUGCAGAACUAAUCAUUGAAGAGAAAAUAGAAUUUAAUGACCUUGUUGAUUCAGUUCAGAAUGGUGCAAGUUCACAAAAUGAUGAAGUACCCAAUGAAAAUAAAGUUGCCCAACAGAGUAAAAAAGGCCUACUGGAGCAGAACACCAGUGGGGAUCGUGGAGAUCCGAACGAUCCUCGUGUAAGAUUGAAACGUGAUUGUGUUGGAAUUAUGGCUGCCUUUAGGUUUAACAAAAGUAUUAUUAUUGUUGCAAAUACACACAUAUACUGGGAUCCAGAAUGGGCUGAUGUGAAGCUUGCACAGGCUAAAUAUCUUGUUUUUAGGUUAUAUAAAUUCAAGGAACGAAUAUCAAAUGAAUUCAAUUGUGCGCCUCCAGUUAUUGUUGCUGGUGACUUCAAUUCCACUCCUGGAGAUAAGGUUUAUGAAUUCAUGACAGAAGGCAGUUUGUUAUUUGACGAUCAAUCAACAAUUCCUCUAUCCAGUGCUUAUGCAGUCACAAUGGGAGAACCACAAUUCACUAACUAUACUCCUGGUUUUACGGGGACACUGGACUAUAUAUUUUUCUCCGCAUCUGCAUUUAUUAGACCAAUCGGUUAUCUUCAAAUUCCUGAAUCCGAAUCUCCAGAUAUAGAAGGUGGAUUGCCUAACUAUCAUCACCCGAGCGAUCAUUUACCCAUUGGCGCCGAAUUUGAACUCAUCAAUGAUUAAUCUUUUGCUGCCAUCAAAUUUAGGUAAUAUCUCGUUCUUAUUCGGUUUUAGAAAAUUAUUAUCUUUGGUUAAGAAAGUCUGGUUGAGCGGCGAUUGAAUCACAAGUUAAAAUUUUGGUUGGAUUUUAAACUGUUUUAUAAACAGGAUUGUGAUUAGAAGUUGAAAUGAAAUGUAAUUUUUGAAUAACUCAUUUGGAGUCCAAAGGUGGUCAUGAUGAAAUUGGCCAGGCUUAGUCUAU
Impatiens glandulifera is the source of this 1449-nucleotide messenger RNA. Its product is annotated as carbon catabolite repressor protein 4 homolog 4. The transcript is spliced from 10 exons. Lineage: Eukaryota; Viridiplantae; Streptophyta; Magnoliopsida; Ericales; Balsaminaceae. Bases 81 to 1211 code for a protein of 376 amino acids. The record is from RefSeq and is a predicted model, not a curated record. Gene Ontology annotation, molecular function: poly(A)-specific ribonuclease activity.